This is a messenger RNA of Elaeis guineensis (African oil palm), 1965 nucleotides long. RefSeq names its product cyclin-dependent kinase E-1. The record is from RefSeq and is a predicted model, not a curated record. Gene Ontology annotation, molecular function: ATP binding; protein serine/threonine kinase activity. Gene Ontology annotation, biological process: protein phosphorylation. Gene Ontology annotation, cellular component: mediator complex; nucleus. Lineage: Eukaryota; Viridiplantae; Streptophyta; Magnoliopsida; Arecales; Arecaceae.
GAGAGGAUAAAAAGAAAAAAAAAAAUCACAACCUCGAAAGUGAGGGAAAAGAGGGGCAAAGACGCCGGUGGUUGUUUCUUGAGAACCCACGGCGCCACCACCGAAGGGGAAACGAAGGGAAAGAGGGGGAAGGGCGCAGCCGAGAGAGGAAAGAGGCGAGGGAGGCCGGGAGAUCGCCGGAGAUGGGCGACGGGCGGGGCGCCGUUGGCGGCCGGCCGGCGUGGCUCCAGUUCUACGAUCUGGUGGGGAAGAUUGGGGAGGGGACGUACGGGCUCGUGUUCUUGGCCCGGACCAAGCACCGCAAGGGCUGCAUCGCGAUCAAGAAGUUUAAGCAAUCCAAGGAGGGCGAUGGCGUCUCCCCCACGGCCAUUCGCGAAAUCAUGCUAUUACGGGAAAUUUCUCAUGAGAAUGUCGUCAAACUUGUAAAUGUACACAUCAACCAUGCUGAUAUGUCACUAUAUCUCGCAUUUGACUAUGCUGAGCAUGACUUGUAUGAAAUCAUCAGACAUCAUAGAGAGAAGCUUAACCAUCCAAUCAAUCAGUACACAGUGAAGUCACUUCUUUGGCAACUGCUCAAUGGGCUCAAUUAUCUUCACAGUAAUUGGAUUAUACAUCGAGAUCUCAAGCCAUCCAACAUUCUGGUUAUGGGUGAGGGCGAGGAACAUGGAGUUGUGAAAAUUGCUGAUUUUGGACUUGCUAGAAUAUAUCAAGCUCCAUUGAAACCUUUAUAUGAAAAUGGGGUUGUGGUAACGAUCUGGUAUCGUGCUCCUGAGCUUCUACUUGGAGCAAAACACUAUACAAGUGCUGUUGAUAUGUGGGCUGUUGGAUGCAUUUUUGCUGAGCUACUGACUCUGAAACCGUUGUUUCAAGGGGUGGAAGUCAAAGGUACUCCUAACCCAUUUCAGCUUGAUCAAUUGGACAAGAUAUUCAAGGUCUUAGGGCACCCUACACCUGAGAAGUGGCCCACUUUAGCAUGUCUUCCAUACUGGCAAAAUGAUCAACAACAUAUACAGGCACAUAAGUAUGACAACCCGGCUCUCCAUAGCUAUGUCCAUUUACAACAAAAGAGUGCGGCAUACGAUCUCCUUUCAAGGAUGCUUGAGUAUGAUCCUCAAAAGCGAAUAACUGCAGCAGCAGCUUUGGAGCAUGAGUAUUUUCGGAUGGAUCCUCUGCCAGGGCGGAAUGCACUGGUGCCAUCCCAGCCAGGAGAGAAAGCUGUGAAUUACCCUGCGCGUCCUGUUGACACUACUACAGAUUUUGAAGGGACAACCAGUGUUCAACCUUCUCAAUCGGUAUCAUCCGGAAAUGCUGUUCCUGGGAGUGUCGCAGCUGCAGCUGUGGUGGCCCCUAGACAAGUUCCUCGAUCAAUGCCUGUGGUUGGAAUGCAAAGGAUGCCAGGUGGGGGGAUGGCACCUUUUAAUAUUGCAUCCCAAGCUGGCAUGGGUGGUCUGAAUCCUGGUAAUAUUCCUAUGCAAAGGGGUGUGGCUGCUCCAGCUCAUCCGCAGCAGUCAAGGAGAAAAGAUCCAGGAAUGGGACUGCAGAAUACCGGGUAUCCUCAGCAGAGGAGGCGCUUUUGAUGUAGAUGUUUCAUUUUCCUACAUCUUCUCAAGGUUUCCACUUUGGACGUCAUAUCAGAUGGAACAAUAGGGAAGCCAUCAAUCAUUGAGAUGCUCUACUCUGCGAAGAGUCUCAGAUGAGCAAAAACAGAAGCAAAGACCCUUUCCUUCUAUAUAUACUUCAAACUUGCGUGUUGCAUCAAUGUUGUUUUGCAAACUCUAUAAUCUGGGACUUGCCCAUAUUAUAUUUAUUACAUUAGAUUUAUAUUAGCAGGUAAUUAUUUUUAUCGGAUAAAUCCUGCCUACUUUAAUUCCAUUUCAAGCAGUUAUGGGCAUUGUUCUAUUCAAGGUCAUGUGAAGAAAAGAUAAUCUUAUUAGCAUCAGAAUGGAUUUUGUGAGUCCUUGUAUC